AAAUCUAUCAAAAAAAAUCCCUACUCAGUCGGCUUCUGAAAUUUUCAUGAAAAUUUUAUGAAUUAAAUUGAAUUUUCUUAGGAUAAAGCUACAUUAAUUAAAUUAGUUUACUUUCUGAUCAACUUACAUUUGAAACCGUGGAAACAAUAAACUACAAAUAUGCAGAAAUAUGAAAAACUGGAGAAAAUUGGAGAAGGAACGUAUGGUACUGUUUUCAAAGCCAAAAAUAAGGAAACUCAUGAGAUAGUUGCCCUAAAACGUGUGAGGCUAGACGACGACGAUGAGGGAGUUCCAUCUUCUGCUUUGCGAGAGAUAUGUUUAUUAAAAGAACUUAAACAUAAGAAUAUCGUGAGGCUUUACGACGUGCUGCAUAGUGAGAAAAAGCUAACUUUAGUGUUUGAGCAUUGUGACCAGGAUUUGAAGAAAUACUUUGAUAGUCUGAAUGGCGAAAUUGACUUGGAUGUAGUGAAAUCCUUUAUGUACCAGCUGCUGCGUGGACUAGCUUUUUGUCACAGUCACAAUGUCCUACACAGAGAUUUAAAACCUCAGAAUUUGUUGAUUAACAAAAAUGGGGAGCUUAAAUUAGCUGAUUUCGGUCUGGCUAGAGCUUUUGGUAUUCCUGUGAAGUGUUAUUCAGCAGAAGUUGUGACUCUGUGGUACAGGCCUCCAGAUGUGCUGUUUGGAGCCAAGCUGUAUACUACUAGCAUUGACAUGUGGUCCGCUGGCUGUAUCUUUGCAGAGCUGGCUAAUUCUGGUCGCCCACUGUUUCCUGGCUCUGAUGUAGAUGACCAACUAAAGAGGAUUUUCAAACUUCUUGGGACUCCCAAUGAAGAUACUUGGCCUGGAGUGACCCAACUGCCUGACUACAAGCCGCUGCCUGUAUACCAGCCAAGUCUGGGCCUGGCUCAGGUCGUGCCUCGCCUCCCUGCCCGCGGCCGUGACCUCCUGGCCCGCCUGCUUACAUGCAACCCAGCCCUGCGCAUGCCAGCUGACGAUGCCAUGGCGCACGCAUACUUCCAUGACCUCAAUCCAACUGUGAAGAAUGAUAGAUGUUAACAUUCAAUUCCUCAUUACAAGUGUACUUCAGAAUUAUUGCCUCAUGCCAAUGAAAAUAAUGAUGAUGAAGUACAAGAAAAUUGUGAUGAAGAUUAAAAAGACUUAAUAAAAACAAUCACCUAAAGUGUGUUUAUAGUGAUACGGAAAUAAAGUAGUGUUUAGUGAUUUGUGUCCAGUUUAUAAGUCAAUUUGUAAAUAAUUUUACACAUUUCAUGUAUAUUGAGUGAGUGUUGUGUUCAAAUGAUCUCAUUUACUAAAUACAAUUUGUAUAUUAAUAAGUAAGGGUUAUUUAAGUAACAAUAU
This is a messenger RNA of Plutella xylostella (diamondback moth), 1359 nucleotides long. RefSeq names its product Cyclin-dependent kinase 5 (gene Cdk5). The record is from RefSeq and is a predicted model, not a curated record. Gene Ontology annotation, molecular function: cyclin-dependent protein serine/threonine kinase activity; ATP binding. Gene Ontology annotation, biological process: axonogenesis; neuron apoptotic process; protein phosphorylation. Gene Ontology annotation, cellular component: cytoplasm; nucleus. Lineage: Eukaryota; Metazoa; Arthropoda; Insecta; Lepidoptera; Plutellidae.